Messenger RNA from Aspergillus alliaceus, 1537 nucleotides. RefSeq lists its product as uncharacterized. The record is from RefSeq and is a predicted model, not a curated record. Bases 104 to 1384 code for a protein of 426 amino acids. NCBI's taxonomy places the organism in Eukaryota, Fungi, Ascomycota, Eurotiomycetes, Eurotiales, Aspergillaceae. The transcript has a single exon.
UCCCUCUGUGGUCUCCUGCAUCACUUAGUGAGCUUCUUCUGCACCUUCAGAUGAACACCGCAUCCACCACAACUGGUUGAGAAUUACCCUACCUAUCCGUACGAUGGAUUACAGGCCAAACAGACUGUUCACCCACCCCGAUGAAAUCCGCUCGUCGUCUUCCUUUUCAAGCCAGAGAUGGCCCCGGAUUUCUCUUGCGCACUCCCACCCAGUGGUUGAGACUACUCAACAAGCAAACCCGUGUCACUAUGAGUCAACUCUAGACGACUCUACUCGAACCUAUCGUCCAACUGCUUUACGUCACUUGAAUGGAAACCCUAGGCCCCUCUCUUGGAAUCGCCGACAACCACCAAGUCAAGCUGGCGCUCGGCCCUCGACUUCACCAUCGCAGCCCGUCCUAGUUCGUGCCUAUUCUGGCGGCCCCGACGAUACUGCGGGAACAUCAAGGAUGUCUCUCCGGCGGUCAUUCCCAUUCACAGGUCGUACUGAAUCCCAAAGGCGUGGGCCAGAACUCCCCUCGGACAAGGACUUCAGCAUCGAUGGCAUCCUACGAGCCAUUGAACCUAAUAUACGUCACACCUUGGAUUCGAUCGGGGAGAUCUGCGGGCGGAGCAAGCUCAGCUUGGCCAACGAAUACGGAAGCCAUAUAGCACCCUUAGGCGAAAUUCGUGUGCCCCCUGGAGGUCUCAUGCCCGUGGACGAAGCUAGUUCUGAACAUGAACGACAGGCUAACGAGAAUGUGGUUAUCUACGAUGACAACCAUAGUGUUAUGGACGGGCGGGAUCACUCGCUCGUGCACUUUGGUUUCAUGGAGAAUACCCGACAGAGUACAACGUCUCGUAACGCAGGCUCUCAAUUGAUGCUACCGCUGUCUGGUGGAGACGGGUCAUCUGUCCAAGUACACCCCGACACUUCAAGCUCCAUGGGGUUUAGUGCUACAGUCGAAUCAGCUUCCGCGGUAGGGCCACUUCCUACAGCGCGAGAGAUUGCGUCGAGACCGAAGUCGUGCGGCCGGGCAUUGCUGGCAAAUAGCGCUGAACCGAGCACGGAAGAUCAUAGGCGACUUAUUCAAACGCCAGCUCUGGUGUCUGAAGUUAUUCUUGACGUUCAGGCUGAUGGACGCCAUUUGGAGCCGGGAUCUUAUGUCAAUCAAAACCACCCAACCUUAAGUAGUAACCUUACCCCUGAUGCAGCGCGAAGUCGCUGGAUUUUACCUGCAGCCGGAAAAUCUGCCUUAACGGAUGUCUUCGGUUGGCUCAAGUAUCCUGCGCGCGACAGGUUAGAUUUUGGCCAAACCGAGCAGACGGCUGAGAUGAGAUUGCGUGCGAUGCUUGAGCGGCAGCAAAACCUGGAUGCUUCCACCGCGCACGCCGAUAAUACCUAACAAAAUUUGCCCUCUAUCUUAUGUAAAUAUAUCUGCUUGUAUUGGUCACGGUUGACUAUGCAUGUUAGGAAGGAUAAGUACUCUGGGCCAGCGAUACCUAUUGUUAUGAUUAUGACGAUAUGUAAAAGUUAUUAUGAAAAUGUCCGUCUGCCG